AUGCUUGGACAAGAAUGUUUAAUUGAUAAUAAUAAUGAAACGAGAUACUACCCUAAAGAAGGAAGUCUAGUUUACGAGAUGAAAUAUAAAUUGCCAGAUAACCUGGUAUGCUCACACUGUGUGUUACAGUGGAGGUACAUAGCUGGCAACAAUUGGGGUACGUGUGCGAACGGAACAAGUGCCGUGGGCUGCGGACCGCAGGAGGAGUUCAGAGCGUGCGCUGACAUAACCAUAGAGGGCCGCUUCACGACGUCGGCAAGACGCCCAGGGCCAAAAUACGUGCCUCCGAUCAGAAAACCAAAUCUACCUACGCCCAAGCAGUCUAUUGGAACCGCAUGGUAUGGCAUCGUCAUUGCCAGCGUCACAUUGUUCGUCGCACUCGCUGUUCUGUCGGGCAUCUAUCUUUUCUAUUACACAGGUGGCAUAAUAAAGAGUCUACUGAAAUCUAAGGCCGCACCUCCUGCCCCCGUGCCGCCUAGGCAUAAGAGAUUGACACUGUCCUGA
Messenger RNA from Parnassius apollo (apollo), 504 nucleotides. The record is from the annotation of a GenBank genome assembly. NCBI's taxonomy places the organism in Eukaryota, Metazoa, Arthropoda, Insecta, Lepidoptera, Papilionidae.